CUUUGAUCAAAUCAUCGAAUAAGUCCACAUUGUUAUGAGUCAAUAUCACUAGCUCACAAGAAGCCUUACUCUACGUCUCCCGCCACCCAUAACAGUACACAUCCUUGAUCAUACUCAACAUGUCUCCCGCAAAAUCCAUAACUAUUAUCACUUCUCCCUAUCACCUUGGUAUCCGAGAUGUUGCCGUCGGUGCUGGACCAACAGCGCUCAUCAAUGCCGGCUUCGUCGAGGCAAUUCGCAACCUCGGCGUGACUGUCAACGUAUUUGAGCUCGAGCCUGUUGAUGACUUUGACGGCGAUAUCAGUCGCCUCUUUGAGCUCUUGCGUCGAACUUCCGACGCUGUGGCAGAUGUGGCUCGCGCGGGUGAUUUUCCUGUCAUCUUGGCUGGUAACUGUUCAACCACUGUUGGUGUCCAAGCCGGUAUAACAGCUGCGCUUGGGAAAAUACCUUCUUGUGUCUGGUUCGACGCUCACGACGACUUCAACACGCCUGAUGUUCUUAAGAGUGGGUAUCUUGACUCAAUGCCUGUUGCCAUGAUGGCAGGUCUGUGCUGGAAAACUCUCUUGGCUAGUAUUCCUGGUUUUGAAGCCUUGGAUCUCAAGCAUAACCUUAUACACUGCGGUAUGCGAGAUGUGACAGAUCUUGAGCGCUCACGGGUCGAGGAGGCUGGAUUUCCUGUCGUUUGGGGAGAUAUAGAGCAUCAUGUUGAUUUCGAGGGAGAACUAGGCAAGGUCCUUGAUGAGAAGAAGUUUAGUCAAACUAUGGUGCAUUUGGAUCUUGACGUUCUUGAUAUUUCGGUCGGUAGUGUCAACAAGUUCUCUGCGCACGGUGGAUUGUUGGGAGAUGAUCUGGAGAAAUGCUUCAAGAUGAUUCCGUCAAAGACGAAGCCAGUAUCGUUGACGAUUGCAUCAUUUGACCCUUCUUAUGAUGUACAGGGAACUAUUGAACCUGUUGCUAUCAAGGGGGCCGUUGCUUUCGUCCAGGGCUUGAUUUCACAGGGAUUUCUUCAAGGAUUUUCGACUUAAGUAGUAGAGAUAGGCCUGUGACGAUUAAAAUUUGUUUCAUACCACAGUACAAUAGUA
Fusarium oxysporum Fo47 is the source of this 1082-nucleotide messenger RNA. RefSeq names its product arginase family protein. Gene Ontology annotation, molecular function: arginase activity; manganese ion binding. Bases 120 to 1025 code for a protein of 301 amino acids. Lineage: Eukaryota; Fungi; Ascomycota; Sordariomycetes; Hypocreales; Nectriaceae. Gene Ontology annotation, cellular component: cytosol; nucleus; cytoplasm. The transcript has a single exon. The record is from RefSeq and is a predicted model, not a curated record.